Messenger RNA from Paramecium octaurelia, 972 nucleotides. Lineage: Eukaryota; Ciliophora; Oligohymenophorea; Peniculida; Parameciidae. The record is from the annotation of a GenBank genome assembly.
AUGAUAUUGCCUGAUAAACUUAUUUAGAAAGCUAAAUCAGAAUUAAAGAAUUGGAAUUAAACUUCUUUAAGUGUCUUAGAAUUGAGUCAUAGAUCAGCAGAAUACCUAUCAAUCCAUAACAAAUUGCUAAAUGAUUUGAGAAUGCUAUUUAAUAUUCCUAAGAAUUACUAAGUAAUGCUGAUGCAAGGUGGAGCCACUUUGUAGUAUUCAGCUGUACCAAUGAACUUAUUAAAUAAGAAUGAAACGGCUGGAUAUAUAGUCACUGGGAAGUAUAGUUAAUAGGCUUACGAAGAGGCAAAAAAAUUUUGUGAUCCUAAAAUUAUUGCACUAGGAGAAGUUCCUCGUGAAGAUAUCACUUAUAUAUUUUAUGUUGAUAAUGAAAUGGCUGACGGAAUAUAAAUUAAUCAGCUUUCCCAUUGUGAUGAUAAGAUAGUUGUUUGUGAUAUGACAUCAAGUUUUGGAUCUAAAAUUAUAAAUGUUGAAAAAUUUGGAUGCAUUUUUGCCUCGUUAUAAUAUAAUUUAGGCAUUCCUGGAUUAUGUAUUGUUAUCAUUAAGGAUGAAUUGAUUGGAUAAAGUGAUAGGACCAUUCCUUCUAUGGCUGACUAUCAACUAAUGAAAAAAAAUAAUAGUAUUUAUAAUACUAUCCCAUGCUAUAAUGUCUAUAUAACAGGAUUACUAACAGAAUAUUUGCUAGAAAUAGGACUAUAGUAGGUUGAAUAAGAAUAACUCAAUAAAGCAAAGUUAAUCUAUGACUUUAUUGAUAAAAACUAGGAAUAAUUCUCUUGUCACUGCAGCCAUAUCAAUUUAAGAAGCAAUAACUCUAUCGUAUUUUAUUCAAAUUCUGAUCUCCAUAUCACUAAUUUAUUUGAUUCCGACAUCAUGAUUGUUGAGGGAAAUAAAAUAACUAUCUAAAUUACCAUUCAUACUACAAUAUAGAAGUUAGAAUAAGUUUGUUAAUAAUUGAUAUUAUGA